This is a messenger RNA of Anolis carolinensis (green anole), 2436 nucleotides long. It is a transcript of the gene ca11, whose product is annotated as carbonic anhydrase 11. The record is from RefSeq and is a predicted model, not a curated record. The coding region runs from base 485 to 1477 and encodes 330 amino acids. The transcript is spliced from 9 exons. Gene Ontology annotation, molecular function: zinc ion binding; carbonate dehydratase activity. Gene Ontology annotation, cellular component: basolateral plasma membrane. NCBI's taxonomy places the organism in Eukaryota, Metazoa, Chordata, Lepidosauria, Squamata, Anolidae.
UCGGAGGCCGUCACCCACUGAGAAAUCAUGCAGCAGGGAGUCCCACAGCUCCCGGAUCCUUUUCUUUAAAGGGGAAAGAACCGAGAGAGGCUGGAUGUGGGCACCCCUUGAGGAGUGAUCCUACAACCCCCGUCCCCAAGACAACCCACCCUUUUCCCCCUUUCCCUCCUUCCACGUUGGGUCCCCUGGAGAGGGGGCGGGGGGAAGAUGGAGGGAUGGAGGAGGAAGGAAAGCUAGGGGGAAGAAGAGGGGAGGGAGGGAAGGAGGAAGGAGGUGAGAUAGGGAGAGAGAGAGAGAGAGAGGGAUGGAGGAGGAGGAGGUCGGGGGGCUCUCCGGGGUGGCUCCGAGCGGGGCAUAAGGGCUCACCGGACCACGCGAGGAGGCUGCGGACACGAGUGGGGCGCCUUUCCUUCCACUCGGGAUGCUGAGAGAGGGGCGCCUCCACUUCUGAGCAAGGGGCUGCCUUCCCUCCCCACGCCCCACCAUGAGGACCGGGGUGCAUGUGGGGCUUUGCCUCUUGGGAGUCCUGACAGCAACUUGUAUGGCUGUGCAGUUUGUUCCUGCAAAGACCUAUGAGGACUGGUGGGCUUACAAGGAGACCCUUCAUGGUAGCUUUGUGCCAGGUCCCCCCUUUUGGGGUCUUGUAAAUUCCGCCUGGAGCCUUUGUGCCAUUGGCAAACGUCAGUCACCGGUGGAUGUUAACACCAGCCAAAUGGUGUAUGACCCCUUCCUUCCUCCGCUUCGACUAAGCACAGGUGGAAAAAAGAUCAGUGGCACCAUGUACAACACAGGGCGACACGUCUCCUUUCGCCCAGACCCAUUGCAGCUGGUUAAUGUCUCUGGAGGUCCACUUUUGUACAGCCACCGGCUCCAGGAAAUCCGCCUGCACUUUGGAAGCGAAGACGGGUUCGGCUCCGAACACCAAAUUGAUGGCGAGACCUAUUCUGCUGAGGUUCAGCUGAUCCAUUACAACCAAGAACUCUACCCCAAUAUCUCAGAGGCCUCCCGCAAUCCCAAUGGCCUGGCUGUCAUUUCAAUCUUUGCCAAUAUUGGACCAAGUCCCAACCCAUUCUUAACCAGACUGUUAAACAGAGAGACCAUCACCCGAAUCUCAUAUAAGAAUGAUGCUUACCUUCUUCAUGAUCUGAGCCUGGAAGAUCUCUAUCCAGAGACAUUUGGUUUCAUCACCUACCAGGGAUCCAUGACAACCCCUCCGUGUUAUGAAACAGCCACUUGGAUCCUUAUUGACCGACCCAUUAACAUUACCUCAGUUCAGAUACAUUCCCUUCGCCUUCUCAGCCAGAACCUCCCUUCCCAGAUCUUCCGGAGCAUGAGCGACAACUCAAGACCCCUCCAGCCCCUCUUACACCGAAGCCUUCGGGGCAACCGAGACCCGCGGCGCCCCACUCGGCGUUGCAAAGGGGGCAACUUUAGGCUACACGUGGACGGCACACGGCCUCCCAAAACGGUUGCGUAGCUGAAGUCUGUCGCUGGAAGUUGUGUCCCGUUGAAUGUUUGAGGGCGGCUGUCGCUCCUUCAAAGCGUGACGUCUGAGGAAGCCACAGCCUCCCACCUCUGGGUGACUCAAUGGCCUCCCACCAUGAACAGCGUACGGUGUGGAUCCACAUUUGAGUUUUCAUCUCAAGGGUGCUUGGAACACACAUACUUACCCCGGUGUGGCUUCCAGAAGUUUACCAAAAUAUGACCAGGGCUAUUUAUAAGCAAAAUGUGGCAUGCUUCCCAUUGAAGAGCCAUAUCUCAAAAGGGAAUGGGAGCUCCCCAGGCGCUUGAGGACUAGGAUCUUCCCCAAUGGCAUUGUUCCCUGCGUUGCCAGUCACUUUUGUUCCGGACAUCUAGCAUAUUUGAAACCUCUAUGGGUCCCAAAUGUUAGGGAGAGAGAAUGUACCCCAAAUUCUGGGCAGAUCGGCCAAGCUAGAUUGUACUUUAAAUGCUGCACUUACCUCAGAAUGUUUCCUUAGACAAAGAAAAAAGGGAGACUAACCAACCCCAAGAUAUUUGUGGGUAUUCUAGGGAACUCGGCGCCCAUAAGGCAUGAAAGUCAAACCAAGAUGGUUUGUUAAUGUCCCAAACUUCAGAAUGUUUGUGGGGGAAAUGCAGAGACACAGUGGGGAUCAAUCCACAAUCCUGAAUUUCUUUCAGUACUUGCAGAAGGGAGGGGACGCGCACUUUGAACUUCACCUCACUAGUUCCUAUUAACCUAGGGUGGAAAAUACCAGAGGAUAUAUCCCAAAUCUCAGUAUAUCUUGGGAAGUUUAGGGAAAUAUAUAAAGAAAUACCCUUUAUAUAAUCAUUUCCAAAUGGCCUUCAAGACCCUUAGCUGGGAAGCAGGGGAGGGAAACAUUUUAUUGCCAAAAGAAAUUGACUAUUUGAAUAUGGAUUAAUAUUAUUAAUUAAAAAAACAGUUUUCAAAACAAA